Molecule: messenger RNA, 2519 nt
Organism: Myzus persicae (green peach aphid)
Lineage: Eukaryota; Metazoa; Arthropoda; Insecta; Hemiptera; Aphididae
Product: 52 kDa repressor of the inhibitor of the protein kinase-like
Exons: 4
Molecular function (GO): protein dimerization activity
Source: RefSeq, a predicted model, not a curated record
GAAUUAUCAAUACCGUCCAGUUCAGGCAGUUCACAUUUACCAACAAACAGUGAAAACAAGUUGGAAGAUAUAAUUUUACUGAAGCCAGAUAUUGGAUUUUACAUAGGAAAAACAAACAUUGAUGAUUACACAAAAAAGGCAAUAUUGGAAAAUCACUGGUAUCCACCUGAAGAUUAUGUUUUUCCACACUCUGAGCAUAAUCGUAAUAAUAAAGUCCGUAAACGAUAUCCAUCAUUUAAACAUUUCAAAUCAUAUAACUGGUUAGUUUUGUCAGAUCUAUGUCGAGGAUUGUUUUGCAAAUAUUGUUUCCUGUUUGCGCCUUCUACCGCAUCGAAUAAUCAAUUAAAUAUACUUGUUAAAAAACCAUUAAUAACAUUUGCAAAACUAGAUGGCCAAGAUGGUACGCUUAAUAUGCAUUCAAGAAAUAAAUAUCACCAUAAUGCUGUUCAGUCUGGAAAAAUCUUUCUACAAACUUACUUAUGUCCGGAAAAAGACAUUAUUAAUCAAGUAUGUUCACAAAGAGUGCAACAAAUCAAAGACAAUCGUGAAAGGUUACGCCCAAUUAUAGAGUCAUUAAUAUUUUGUGGUCGGCAGAAUAUUGCUCUGAGAGGCCAUAGAGAUGAUGGGUCAUUAAUAGAUACUGAUGGGAAUGACAAUGUAUCUAUUACAUCAAAUGAAGGAAAUUUCAGAGAAGUACUUCGAUUACGAAUACGUUCGGGUGAUGAAAAAUUAAAAAAACAUAUUGAAACUACUUCAUCUCGUUCAACAUACAUUGGGAAAAAUACUCAAAAUGAUAUCUUAAACUGUAUUGGUAAAGUUAUUAAAACACAUGUUGUGGACAAUGUUAAAAAGGCUGGUGUAUAUUCGAUAAUGUUUGAUGAAACUACGGAUAUUUCAUGCACCGAGCAACUUACUUUAGUAUUGAGGUAUGUGAUAAAUAAUGAAAUUCAUGAAGAUUUUGUGACAUUUUUGGAUGCUUACCAAUCUAUUAGACAAGAAGAUAAAUCAAAUUCCGGGGAGUCAAAGCUUACUGGACAUGCUCUUGGACAUAUUGUUAUUGAUGUUUUAACUAAAGAUUUUGGGAUUGAUUUAAAAUUAUGUGUUGGAAUUGGUACUGAUGGGUGUAGUGUGAUGAUAUCGCAAGAUUGUGGAGCGGUAACAGAAAUUUUAAAACAGUGUACAAAUGCUGUUCGUUGCCCUUGUUAUAACCAUGCAUUAAACAACUCUUUGGCCCAGUCAUCUAAAAUAGUUUCAGUAAGAAAUACGAUUGGAACAUUAAAAGAAAUAAUUUCAUUUUUUAAUGCUUCAGCAAAAAGACAUUUAGUGUUGAAAAAUAUCCUUGGCAAAACCUUAACUGGUUUGUGCCAGACCAGAUGGAUUGAGAUGCAUGAUGGUAUCUUGCAAUUUAAAUCAGCUCUCCCUAAGAUUGUUGAAGCACUAACUGAAGUAUCAAUAUGGUCAGAAAGAAUAUCGUCUAGCAAAGCUUCAAUUUUGUUGUCAGCCAUAAACAAUAGUGAGUUUAUUAUAUGUAUAUUAGCUAUGGUUGAUGUACUUAAACUAACAAUGCCAAUAUCACGACUUUUGCAAUCAACGUCAUUGGACUUAGCAAAUGCUUCUUCAUCAAUAGAUGGGGUAAAAGAAAUUUUAGAGGAAAAACGUAAAAAUUGUGUUUCUGAAUUUAAAACAAUUUUUUCAAAUGCAAGUGACUUAGCUACAGUUAUUGGAUUUGACUUAAGAAUGCCUAGAAUAGUUGGGAAACAAAUAAAUCGUAGCAAUUAUCAAGCAAAAGAUACUGAACAAUAUUAUUUGCGAAGUAUUUACAUACCACUAUUGGACACUGUGAAAACAGAUAUGACUUUGAGAUUAUCAAUCAGUACUUUAGAAGCUUUCGAUUUACGUUUAUUAAUUCCUAAAACAAUUGUAGUGUUAACUGACAAAGAUUCCUGCGAGAAAAAAAAUAUAAUAAAAAGAAUUUUAAACGUAGCAACUAAAUUUUCUAAAUUAAAUGCAGAAGUUAAAUUGAUGACUCCUGAUUUAUUAGAAGGUGAAGUUAUGUUAUGGAUCCAUAAAUGGAAGAAAUGUACACCAGACCAACGACCGAUUACAGCAUUAGAUGCCUUAACAAAAUGUGAUAAUGAAAUAUUUCCUACUAUAAGAUUGUAUUUACAAAUAUUAGCAACACUCCCAGUCAGUGUUGCAUCGGCUGAGAGAAGUUUUUCGACUCUACGCAGAGUUAAAACUUGGCUUCGAUCAAGGAUGGACGAGGAUCGUUUAACAAGUUUAUGCUUGCUAAACGUACAUCAAAAUAUUAAUAUGUAUGAUAAAGUGGACGAUAUAAUAGAAUUAUUUGCAAAACAAAAAAAAAGAAGGCUGGAGUUUGUUGUAUAAAUAUUUUAUUAAAUAAAACCAAAUAUAAUGUGUAAAUACAAGACAUUAUUUAUUGACAAACUUACAGGUCCCAGGUUAGAAUAUUCUCUAAGUCCCCUUUGCAAUUUAGUGAUAGCUGAAAAAAAAUGGCC